This is a messenger RNA of Trypanosoma rangeli, 2532 nucleotides long. RefSeq lists its product as uncharacterized. Lineage: Eukaryota; Euglenozoa; Kinetoplastea; Trypanosomatida; Trypanosomatidae. The record is from RefSeq and is a predicted model, not a curated record. The transcript has a single exon. The coding region runs from base 1 to 2532 and encodes 843 amino acids.
AUGAUCGAGGCGUGGAAAGGCAUCGGGAAAAAUAGCCCUACGGACGCGGAGGAGCAAAACGAUGAGGACCACUACCUGUUGUCUGCGUUGCGGCAGCUGCACGCCAAGCUGGUGGCUGCUCAGCCGGCGUUCACCGAGGAGGAUGUUAUCGUCAUGGCGUACCCUUCGCCAAGCGGAUCGCCGACGCACUCGCCGCGCGAACAAGAUGCCGAUGGCGAACAGGACGACUUCUCAUGGAAUGCGGGGACCGAGACACCCGGUAGACAACGCCCUGUGACAACGGGCACGGACAACAGUAACGCUGUAUCCUCCUCUCCUGUUGAAGGCGCGGCGUCCUCGAAGAUUACGGCUGUGGAUAAGGAUAAACAGCUAACUUCUCGUGAGUUUCUUGCAAUGGUGCGGAACUUUGAUGCGAAGUCCCUUUUGCGGACUAGGAAGGCAGCGUUGGAUGCGUUGAGGCUUCUGUGCGAUGGCUACGCUCUGACGUGGCGGGAUACGCGGCACCUCCCGAAUACAACACUUGUGAGCUCUGCUGGCUCCUCCCGUUCAGCAGCAACCGCCACGCGCGACUUGGCCACCUGCGGCCACGCCUCUGAGUUGCCGGUGGUGCGACGCCCUUCCUUUGCUUUGUCAUCGUCUUUUCGUGUUCCAAUGCACAGCCCAUCUAAACGCUUGGUCCAGCUUAUGGGCAGGUGCGCGGAAUCACUAUUGGUGUACGCCAACGAGUCACCAUCGCUGCGCACGAUGACAACGUCAAAUGUGACACUCCUGCAGUUGCUGUGCUUUGUGUGUUCGGAGAGCCGAAAAUUAGAGUCUUUGUCCUCUGACAGGGGAUGGCGCAAUAUUGAUGCCGAGCUGAAUGAACUUGUGUCACACUGGCAAUCCUUUUCGCUAACGUUGCCGCUUUUGCUUGCUUUGCGGGAGUGCUAUCUCUUGGAGUUUUUAUUGGAUGCAGCGUUGCCACCCACUGUGUGCUCAGCCAAGUACGACGGCAUCGCCGCCGUGCUGCACGAGAAAAAGCGAAGACUGAUGACGGAGAUGAUGUCCAGUCGAACCGGGUUUGGUGCCAUGACGAAGGGCUUGCCUCUGCGUAGUUUGGCUGCCUUCGUUAGCAUGUCGGUGUUUGCAGAGCCGAAGCUGCGGGCUCGUGUGCUGGACCGGAUGACUGGCGAGGGAUUACUGCAGACGCUUCGGAGCGAGCUGACGCAGGCGGUGGCAGACUCUAUGCGUCUCAUGACAAGCGAGGACGCCGCUCCAUCCUCGCCCACGAAGUUGCACUCACCUUUGCGAAGCACAGGCGAAGACGCUUAUUUUUUGCAAUCGGAGCUCAAGCGAGUCCGCGGGGAGAAAACACCACUGACGGUGGUGCAGGACUCACCUUUGCGUCGUUUGGGUUACUGUCUGGAGGUUCUGGGGUGCUUGACGGAGCCCAAUUUUGCCCGUGAGUCGACUUGCCCUACGACCGUGAGGGGGGUGGUGCGUGCAACGGCGUGGGCCUCGCAACUCGAAGACGUUCAAGCCAUAUGCACUUGCUUACUACACCUCUCUGCCCUGCUUGAGGGCGGCACGCCGUUUUCUAGUCUACGUCCGCUGCAGGAGCAAGUGAUGGAGUGUGUUUGCCAAAUUUCCAGUUAUAGUGCCGUUCUGUACGGCGUUGUGGUGGAGACGCUUGACGACGCCCUCAGUGAGCGCGGCCGAGGCCGUGCGUCUGGGCAGCGGGACACCACGGCUCCUUUACUGCCACUUCUCGUAGAGCUGUUGCGCCUCAAACAACACGCGGAUGCGAACAGCAGCAGUGUGGGGCGAUGGUUUACGUGGUUGACGGAGUGUUUGGUGCCGCAGGCGUUCGACGUGCCGCUCCUCACGUGCAACAGGACCGGCAACGGGCGCUUGUGGUCAAGAGGGGCAAGGCGAAGAGCAUCCACCUCACGCCGUGAUGCACCCGUCUUAGCACGGAAUCUGCGUCGUGAGGAAAUACACUCGUUAUCCCCCUACUUCCGCUUUGCCACGCGGCUUGUGUUGGAAACAACGUGGCGCCACGGGGCGGAACCCUUUCUUGCACGCAUUGCACUGCUUGCUUACAAUGUUGUUCUUACACAGGCACGGAGGCCGAAUCUUGUCUUUGGCCAGGCCUCUGCUUGCUACGACGCAGUUGCCCCACUUUUGGAGACUUCAUACGGCGUACUUCCCGGCGAGUCGGCGCUAAUUUCUAGCGAUUUGUUUGGCACGCCCACGCGUUCUAGCGGAAAGUCUCCGGGUCGCUCCUCACAGUUGGGAGGGAAACGGAGCCGAUCCAUGUCUGGGGGUGCGACAGGCGCCGACGACGAAGUCUUUGUUGCAAGCCCAAGUCAAUCCCCGUUGUUUUUAGAGGCCUACUCCCCUUCUGCCCUUGAGGCCGAGAGGGACAGAGAUUCGGAUGGAGGUUCUAGGGACGACGGCUCGCCUUCUUGUGGUCUUACGGCGCCAUUGUGGCGGCAGCGACUUUCGCUCUCCGUCUUUCUUGCCUCAUCCGGGGCGUGCCUUCCCAACUGA